UCUUCUCUAUUGUUGAUGUUUUUCAACAUGUCAUAUUUAUAUUCCAUAGAGAAUUUUCCAUGUUUGUAGUACAUUUUACUUUCAUGUUCAUCUUUUUAAUCUUUAUGAUUCCUUACAGAAGUUGGUGGUGGGAUAAAUGGUAUUUCUGGAUACUCCUCCAGAAUCACCACAAAUAAUAAUGGAUGAUGAUCCAGGUUUCAUAGAAGAAGAAAAUAUUGAUGAAGAAAUACAGUGGUAUGAAGAAGUUUCAGUUGAAGAACUUGAUGAAGGCUUGGAGCAGGAUGAUGAUGAUGACGACGACGAUGAUACUGGGCAGGCAGAAGAAGGUGCAGAGGCCAUGGUACCAACAAGUGAUGAUUCAAAACUUGUUUUCACAAACCAUAUAGGUUCUGUAUUCUGUUGUGACAUUGAACCAAAAGAAUCCAAGCUCGUGAUAACAGGUGGACAAGAUGAAAAAGCAUAUGUGUGGAACACAAGUUCAGGAGAAAUUUUGUUUGAAUGUACAAAUCACAAGGAUUCGGUUUCUUGUGUUGGGUUCAGCCAUGAUGGAAUGUAUGCUGCAACUGCUGAUAUGUCUGGAAUUAUCCAGGUAUGGAAAGUGCCAACCAAAACUCUGGCUUGGAGUUCUGAUGACAGUUAUGGUGAUCUUCAGUGGAUGAAAUGGCACCCUGCAGCCCAUGUUUUGUUUUGUGGAUUUGCCACUGGUGAUGUCUUUGCUUUUAAAAUUCCGAGUGGUGAAAUUAAGGUCCUUCCUGGAUCUGGAGAGAAAACAGAAAGUGGAAUUAUUAUGCCAGAUGGAAAAAGGUUUGUUGUGGGGUAUGAGUCAGGAACAAUAAAAGUAUUUGAUAUAAAGUCAGUCAAGGUAAUACAACAUAUCAAAUCCGGUGAUGCACACAGAAGUAGUGUCACAGCAUUAGAUGCAUUCCAUGAUGACAACCUUAUUAUGUCUGGUGAUUUGGAUGGAAUUGUAGCUUUCAUCACAACAGCCACUGGAAGAGUAGUUAGUGUUUUUGACACCAAGGAGCUGGACAGUUCUGGUAGUGCAAGUGGUGACUCUGCAGAUGAUGAUCACCCAGCAGAAUUUUGUGUUGAGACAAUUGCAUUUUACAAAAAUCCAUCUUUUCCAGUUGCUAUAUCAGGAAAUUGUUAUGGUUGCCUAUUCAUUUGGGAUGUCAGCAGACAGGCACUGCGUUCAUUCUCAAAACAAGAUUGCGGCAUAACAACUAUUGUAUGGAGGAAGGAUAGUCCUGUAGCAUAUUUAGGCAGCUUAGAUGGUUCUGUACGAAUAUAUGAUGUUCAGAAUAAUCAAGAAGUUGGCCAGUUGAGUGGACAUCGAAGCUCUAUCUUAGACAUUUGUGUAUCUGUGGAUGGGCGAGAACUGGUAACAGUUUCCGAUGACACACAGUGCCGAGUAUUUGAUAUUCAGAGACUGUGAUAUUUGACCAAUUUUUAAUGGACAAUAGAAUACAGAAAUAACUAUGUUAAUGGUGUUUCAUAGGCUGAGUUGUGAUUGAAUACAACACACACGUCUGUGUUGUAUGUUUUCACAUUGUUGUUGUUCAUGUAUUAAGGUGAUACCAAACAGCAAACUAUGGUUAUUGAAGUGUGAUAUUACUGCAAACACAGUUGUUUGUGAAAUAUGUACAUGCAUAUUUCUAUAUGGAGACUUUAUUUUGAUUUUAAUAAAAGAUCAAAAAUCAAUUUUUUAAAA
This is a messenger RNA of Schistocerca gregaria, 1711 nucleotides long. Its product is annotated as angio-associated migratory cell protein. Bases 137 to 1435 code for a protein of 432 amino acids. The transcript is spliced from 8 exons. The record is from RefSeq and is a predicted model, not a curated record. Gene Ontology annotation, molecular function: protein binding. NCBI's taxonomy places the organism in Eukaryota, Metazoa, Arthropoda, Insecta, Orthoptera, Acrididae.